AGCACUGGCACCCGCGAGGAAGAAGAGACGACCACCCAGCUCCAUCAUCGUCAUCGCUUCCUUUCGGUCGAUUAAAUGGAAUGGCACGCACUCGCUCACGCAUGCAUGCGAGUUCGCACAUUGAAAAACCAACCCACUCGCAGCGCGAAGUCGAGUUACAAGUACGGUAAAUUACCGUGUGUGUGUGUACUGUACGUUCCUACAAUACGAGCACGGACAACGCUACCUCAUGAUACACACACCCCCCCCUAUGUCUCACUCUCACGAUGAUGAUGAUGUUGAUGAUGACCAUCGUUGUGAAGACCCCUCUCCCUCCCUACCUCACAUCCCUUAUGACAUGCAAGGCUGAAUGUGUUCGAGAACCGGUACGAGUUAUCGAUAAGUUAAUCAUAGCUUAAGGUUUAAGGUUAGACUAACGUUUCGUUGUUAAUCCACUGGCAAUCGGAACUUUGCAAUUGACCAGUUGAACUGAUGGAUAUAUAUAAUGCUUUUCGAUGUGAACACAUGGCAAAACAAAACGAAAAAAAAAAAAAAAACUGGGAAAAGGGAAAAAAAGGGCACACUGCAUUUUUUUAUAUUUUUUUUUAUGAGGAUUGGGUGGAGGAAAAGUGUACUUUUUGUUCCAUUUAUUUUUUUUCAUGGUGCGUGCGGGGUGGACAUGGGGGCGGCGUUGUGGUCAAUUUUGUACGGCGGUCAUGAAAUGUCACUUGGUUUUUUUGUG
Messenger RNA from Tuber melanosporum (Perigord truffle), 721 nucleotides. RefSeq lists its product as uncharacterized. NCBI's taxonomy places the organism in Eukaryota, Fungi, Ascomycota, Pezizomycetes, Pezizales, Tuberaceae. The transcript has a single exon. The coding region runs from base 472 to 699 and encodes 75 amino acids. The record is from RefSeq and is a predicted model, not a curated record.